Molecule: messenger RNA, 1269 nt
Organism: Dendronephthya gigantea
Lineage: Eukaryota; Metazoa; Cnidaria; Anthozoa; Malacalcyonacea; Nephtheidae
Exons: 10
Coding region: 205-1269 (354 amino acids)
Source: RefSeq, a predicted model, not a curated record
UUUCGCUUCAAACUGCUGGUAAUCAAUGUCCUGAUCACGUGGAACUCAUUUGUCUCUCCUGAAAUUAAGAGUGUGGACAUUCAAACAGGUUAUGAUCCUGGCUCGUGUAGCAAGAAGGAACGUGGUUUGUUAAAAUUGAUCAAAGAUCGUUCAAACAGUGAUAAACUGUUAAUUUGCAAGGAAGAAAAUGGAGUUUAUGCUUGGAUGACAACGGACGGUUCCAGUCCGUCUCGCGAAUAUUUUAACCCCGGCUACGACUGCACGGAUAUUUUGAAUAAGAAUUGGGAACAUCGAGACGGAUUUUAUUACAUAAAUUUCAAUCGGGGUGUUCCCAAGAGGGUCUAUUGUGACAUGAUAACAGAUGGAGGAGGAUUUGCGCUGAUUGGUAAACUCAACAGUUCUGUAACAUGGAAAGUUCCAUCCAAAAACACAACAGUUGAUCCAUUUGGUGAAUCUCAGUGGUCCAGUGAUCUCGGUGACGCUCCAGUUCUUGAUUUCAGAAUACAAAUAUCAACCACGGAAAACUUGGCUAAGACAAAUGCUCACUGGUCCUACAGACUGCGAAAUACUCGGCCUCUUAAAAAUAUCAUGAUUGUUAAUCAGGGGGGUUGUGGAGCAACAUCACCAGGCAUUGGUGACAUCGCUUAUGUCAAAGAUCUCCGGACUGAGAAAAUUGUCGCGACAAAAUUUCGCUGCUCACAGUUUGGAACACAUCAACAUUCUUUUCUAAAAAUUGGAUGGACAAUGAUGAACGAAUGCUUCGAAAAAGAAUGUCCCCAAGGUUUUGCUUUUCACUCACAAUUUCCUAUUCAAACUGACUCGUCAGGAUCUUUCAGCUACAGUGUCGUCAGGGAAACAUCUGGAAUCAGUCGUAAUUCAACUGCAUUUAUCGGCUGUGAUAAAGGUGUGUUCUGCAGUUGUUUAACUCCAGCAGAAAGCACAGAAGAUCUCUGUGGCACCGAUUUUAAGGCAAAAUCUGGCGCAACUUUGAUGAAGAAUGUUUAUUCAUGGUUCUGGGUGAGAUCAUCUUCUUCAAAGAAAGUUUGGAACAAAUGCAUGGAUUAUAAAGUUUCUGAAGCGAACGGAGACAAGGUCUGGUACAAGUUGAUUAUAGUUGUUCCUGAUAAUGGGACUGUUAGUAAAACUCCAGCAGUCCCAGGAGUAUUAAAAUUUCGAAAAGACACUCAAAAACUUUAUCUACAUUCAAAUGAAAAAUGGAAUGCGAUUGCAGAAGAGGAAAAGGUUUUAGUAUUAUUCAAAAAGAAAUAA